AUGAGGCUGUCCGCGGCGCUUGUCGCGCUCUCCGCCGCCGUCGCCCAUGCCGGCUUCGGUCUCAACUUCGGGGGCAGUCAGGUCACCGUGAACGAGGACCUCAAGAUCCCCGGUGACUCGCCCCUCGAGCUGUGCCCAAAGGCACACGACGAGGACAUCAUCACCAUCGACAAGGUCGACCUGGUUCCAAACCCCCCAAAGGCUGGACAAGACCUCGUCAUCAAGGCCUCCGGCACAGUCUCCGAGCCCAUCGAGGAGGGCGCCUACGUCGCUCUGCAAGUCAAGUACGGCCUGAUCCGUCUUAUCAGCACCAAGGCCGACCUCUGCGAGCAGGUCAAGAACGUCGAUCUCGAGUGCCCGAUCGACUCGGGCGACCUCACCCUGACCAAGACCGUCGAGCUGCCAAAGGAGAUCCCUAACGGCAAAUACACUGUUCUCGCCGAUGUGUACACCAAGGAUGACAAGCCCAUCACUUGUCUGACCGCCACCGUCGUCUUCAGCUCCGACAAGGCUGCUGAGAUCGAGCUGUAG
Messenger RNA from Diaporthe citri, 531 nucleotides. RefSeq lists its product as uncharacterized. Bases 1 to 531 code for a protein of 176 amino acids. The record is from RefSeq and is a predicted model, not a curated record. The transcript is spliced from 3 exons. Lineage: Eukaryota; Fungi; Ascomycota; Sordariomycetes; Diaporthales; Diaporthaceae. Gene Ontology annotation, molecular function: sterol binding. Gene Ontology annotation, biological process: intracellular sterol transport.